This is a messenger RNA of Trematomus bernacchii (emerald rockcod), 2394 nucleotides long. RefSeq names its product U2AF homology motif (UHM) kinase 1 (gene uhmk1). Gene Ontology annotation, cellular component: neuronal ribonucleoprotein granule; nucleus. Gene Ontology annotation, biological process: regulation of protein export from nucleus; peptidyl-serine phosphorylation; positive regulation of translational initiation. NCBI's taxonomy places the organism in Eukaryota, Metazoa, Chordata, Actinopteri, Perciformes, Nototheniidae. The record is from RefSeq and is a predicted model, not a curated record. The transcript has 9 exons. Bases 427 to 1746 code for a protein of 439 amino acids. Gene Ontology annotation, molecular function: protein serine/threonine kinase activity; ATP binding; RNA binding.
UUAAUAUCAACAACCUGAGUUACUACUAGGCAAAACUUGUCUCCAGGUAAAACUGACACACUUUUAAGUUAUUAUAUUCGAUACGAUUCCGUAUUAUGGGGGAAGUAUUUUCCUGCGCGUUAGAGAAGUGUUUUGUUUGUUAGUUUAGCAUGUGUAGCAACUAAAUUAGCUAACUUUGUGUCACCUGUCUAGCAUACAUUCAUGUUGACAGUCUCGGUUAACAGACAGUACUUGAAUAUGCCCAGGUGUCGCUCUGUUCUCAGCUUUAACAAGGUUGCGGGUGUAGCUGAAUUGUGUGCGAGCUGUCGUUGACACGUCCUGGUAGUUUUAUGUGGCGCUGACAGAACCCGGGUCGUUCCCAAUGCUCCUGCAGCUGCUCCCACCUAUCAACUAGCCGCCCGGCUGCUCUCCUGUCCGCCGCCUGCCAUGGCUCACUGCGGCCCCGCAGAGCCCAGCGCAAAGGCGCAAGCACCGCGUCCCGACAGCAACAAGCCCGCGCAGGGCAGUGUCGACCAGGGUAUGAAGCCGGUGCUUUUCGAGAUCUUUGGGGAGUUGUGGACCGUCCAGUCCCGGCUCGGCCAAGGAGUCUCGGCCUCGGUGUACCAGGUCAGCUCGGGCAGAGCCAGCACAACCGCCGCUGUCAAGGAGUUUCAGGCCAACACUCAGGGAGGAGACUACGGGUAUCACAAGGAGAGGUCCGUGCUGGAAGAUAUCCAGGGACAUAAAAACAUAGUCACACUUUACGGGGUGUUCACCAACCACAGCUGUAUGGGUGUUGCCACCCGCUGUCUGCUGCUGGAGCUCCUGGAUGUCAGUGUGUCUGAUCUGCUGACCAGUGGUACCCAGGGUGGAAGACCCCAGCAGGGCCACUCCAUGUGGCUGGUGCAGCACUGUGCCAGAGACAUCCUGGAGGCUCUCGCCUUCCUCCACAGGGAAGGCUACGUCCACGCCGACCUCAAGCCACGCAACAUCCUCUGGAGCGCCGAUGAUGAGUGCUUUAAGCUCAUCGACUUCGGACUCAGCUUCAAAGAGGGAAACCAGGAUGUCAAGUACAUCCAGACAGACGGGUACCGGGCCCCGGAGGCGGAGCUUCAGAACAGCCUCGCUCAGGCGGGGGUGGAGGUGGAGGGGGACUCGGGCUGCACCCCCGCUGUGGACAUGUGGGGCCUGGGCAUCAUCCUGUUGGAGAUGUUCUCCGGAAUCAAACUCAAAGAGACCGUCCGCUCACAGAAGUGGAAGGAUAACAGUGCUUCCAUUGUCGACCAUCUUGUUGCCAGCAACAGUGUGGUGUGUCCCGCCAUCCCUGUCUAUCACCUCAGAGACCUUAUCAAAAGCAUGCUGCUCAACAACCCAAAACAAAGAUGCUCUGCUGAAACUGCCCUGCUCAGCCCGUUCUUCAGUAUUCCCUUCGCUCCUCACAUUGAGGACCUGGUCCUGCUGCCCACUCCUGUCCUGCGCCUCCUCAACCUGAUUGAUGACAGCCAUCUGCACAAUGAAGAAGAGUAUGAAGAAAUCCUGGAGGACAUGAAAGAGGAGUGCCAGAAGUACGGCUCCGUGGUGUCUAUGCUCAUCCCCAAAGAGAACCCAGGAAAAGGACAGGUGUUCGUGGAAUACGCCAACUCAUCUGACUCCAAGGAGGCUCAGAGGCUGCUGACGGGCCGCACCUUUGAUGGGAAGCUGGUGGUGGCCACCUUCUACCCUCUCAGCGCCUAUAAAAGAGGUUACUUAUACCAGACUGUGCAGUGAAGCCCUAAAGAUCAUUCCCCACCUCUGCACUCUUAGCAUGAAAACACAGGGGAGUCUUUGAAAACAUCUACAGCCAACACAAAGUCCUGAGUGUUUAACCUGUAGUUUGACUUGAUAUUAUUCAGUUAUUAAUGAGUGUAGUUCAAAGUUCUGCAUGUCAUUCAUGUGGUUUGAAUCUGUGUUACAUGCAGAGGGUUGAUUGAACUGAGCUGAUACUUUUUAUUUGAGCUUCCUCCAGUCUGCACAUUGCACAUCCAUCUUCAAGGUGAGCUGCAGCUACAUCUUUAACUGGCUCACUGAGUACAGCACUUCCUGUUCUAGCUUCCAUUUCACUCUCAUUCUACAAUGUGUCGUGAGAGAACAAUUACAUCUUCUCUGAUGUGGGUGGACAAAGCAAAAGCCUUUAUCAAAUGAAAUGUAAAGUUUGAGAAUCUGUGCUCUACAUUAUAUCUGAAAGUGAACACUUAUCUCAUCAGUUGAGUCAGGGAUGUGUUAAGAAAUAUGUAGCAGGAUAACACUGAUCUCCAAGUGGGCUAGAGCUUUAUGUCUGACAAACCUUAGAGAGGCCCUAUAAUGCUUUUGGGGGUUUUCCUCUCCUGUAGUGUGUUCUAUAGGUUUUUGUUCGUGUAAAUGGUCUGCAAAGGCUAA